GGGAAGUAAGGAAGAUGUGUAUUUUGUAGCAACUUUACGGAGUCGGUUACAACUUACCACUUUACCUCAGUAUUUCAUGUGUUACAUAUUUUGCCGAUGGCUCAUGUGUGGCAUUUCUCCUGAACGACUGAAGCGGAAUAAUUUCGUACAUUAUAUCUUAUUCCUUCAAAGUGUAAUCGCCAAGUCGAAGAGGAUUCCUCUACACUGACCAGUAGGUAAUUUACAGAAUGACUUCCAAAGGUUUGAAGAGGAAGUUCCCGGUGGAACCAGAGGAAAUAGGGCCAGCUUGGGAGCACCAGCGGCAAUCUGUGCUGGACAUCUCCAUUGAGAAGUUCCAGCGGGACCUCAAUCUGGUCGAGCCCAGCCUGCGUCGCUCCGUGCUCAUAGCCAACACCCUGCGUCAGAUUCAGUUCGAGGAGCCGAUGCCGAGUCCGAAUGACGCCAUGGUACCUCCCGUCGAACCGGUUAAGACCUCGCCUGCUCCCAUCCAGCACUCACUUUUGCAAAACAACUUCAGCUUCAGCCAUCAGGGACCCGUCCAGUCCUUUCCCGCGGUAGGCUACUGCCCAAUGUUGACUGAAAACCACGGAGAUGAGUGGAUGUCCACGUCUCCUGAGGAAGAAUUCUCCCUGUCCACAGCCAUCUCCUCCAUCCUGAAGGAGCUGGAUGGAGAUGGCUGCCAAGACAGCAGCCAGCCCUGUCCGUCUCCUCCUCAGAGGAUGCCCCUGGGGUCUAUCGAAAACCUCCCAGGAGGUUUGAACGCAGGGCCCAGGCACAGGCCAGGGUUGGCGGGGCAGAGAGCAGAGGAAUGUGGCAGACGUUUUGAGGGGAGUUCCCAGGGUGGUAGUAUGUCUGUCACACGCUCAACUUACCUGCAUGAUGUUGCCCUCGACAGCCUCUUCUUGGAUGUGGAUAUGUCCGUGUUUGACAGAGAGGUGAGUUCGCUCGGGGCGCGAGCCUUCUCCACGAUCGCCAACGAGGAGCUGGUGAAAUACCUGCCUUCUCUCACGGGGUCCAACUCCUCUGCGCUCCCCAGUCAGGGCGUGAAAGACUUACACGAACUUGAGCACAUCAUGGAGAUACUAGUCGAGUCCUGAGACACGUUGUGACAGGGGAUAUGUGUCAGGUAUUAUAGAGCCAUAGAUCAACACCUCAUUGACCACGUCUACACGUUUAUUUCUCUUUACAGUACACUAAGGGAACACUAAGGACCUAAUGCACUAUGGUUGAGUGCAGAGGAAAGGAAUUGAAAUACUGCUAUGUGUUCUGUGAAUGACCAUUUAGAUUUCUACUCCGAAGUUAGAAGUAUAUAAUGACAUCUUAUGAAGCCUUACUGUAUGAAAAUAUUUUUGAAAGGUUACAGCAAGCAAAAUAUGUUUUUUUUAUUAUUAUUGUUUUUAUUUUUUACCCCGGUUAUGAACCCAUUAUGAACUGAAGCCAGAAAUAACACCUUGAGUCGGUUUCCCCUACAUGGAUUAAGCCUAGAUGUAGACUAACUGAAAACGUCCAUGACAUUUUCCAUUGGGGAGAGGGGAAAAAAACGUUUAGUUUAGGACUUGACUUGAUCCAUGUGGAGAAAAACUUGCUGCCGGCGUUUAGUUGGAAGAGUUAAGACAAAGGGCUCAUAAAUUAAGAGGUCAUUUGUAUACACGGAGGAGCAUAAAACACAAGUGUGUGUUUGCAGCCUCAGGAUCUCGGUGAUGGUGCUGCAUACAGAGAACAACAGAGGAGAAGGAGAAAUGCUUAAAGCUCUAGUAAGCUUUAGUCAACAUGGAUUUGUCAGCAUCAGCAAACUCUAACAAACCUUUUAUUUUAGUCUACUUGAAUGACACUGGUGUGUAUGAAUACAGCCGUUGGACGGCAGAGUUACUGACAUGGUGAAAUACAAUGCAAUGUAGAGUGUCCCAGUUUUAAAUGCCAAGUUUAAGAAGGAAGAUGGACCUUAAAAUUGACAUAUUUUGUUUUUCUAUUUUAGAAAUGUGAAAUAACAUAGCCAUUCAUUUGGCCACCUUCAGUGAAAGUUGUGCUGUGAAUUUACCACCACUAGUCUUGUGUUAACCCUACCUCACAAAUGGUGACGUCACAAAUAGUGCACGCCUUCUGGUCAUCCUAUUUCUGGUGUUUUAAAAACCUUUGGUCACAACUGAAAUAACUCUAACACCUCUGUUGAAGGGGUUAGGGGGUAGGAAUCUAGGUUGUAUGAGUCAAAAGCAAUGAUAUUGUUGAGCUGUGCAGAAUUGUUAAAAUCUUUAUAUUCUUUUGUUCUUAACUUAAAUGUUUGGUAUUUGAAUCUUGGAGAGAUUAAAUACAAUAUACACUUGUUGUAGUAAAGGCCUUGUAUACAUAUUAGUCUCUUUUACCUGUUAGCAUUUCAGAUGGAACUAUUAGAAUUGUUUACAUCAGGCAAAAAAUACUCUUUAUUUGCUUAUGUUGAAGCAUUUUUUUCCUUCAAAAGAGUCAUCUAUUUGAUUUUACUAUUUAAAGUGAAUUUUGCCUUAUCCAUAUAUUUUGAUAUUUGUUUGUGCUUUACGUUAUUGUAUUUUGUUAUACUUACUUAUUCCGUGUUGGCCUAUUAAUAAUGUACCUGUUUAUUUUUGAGUUUGGCUGUGAGGUUUUGCAAAUGCACUUUGCUCUGUGAUGUGACAAGAUUGGGGCUAUUUUAGAUUUUUUAAAAAAGGAAGAAAAAGAUGACCAUUUUGUCCUUUUAAAAUGGUUAUGAAUUGAUGGUUAAUUGAAAUGGGCUAUAAUUACUUCAAUAUGUACUUGAAUUUAUAGUCUUAAUUACUGAAAAUUGUCACGGAAAGGAAAUUAUACUAUUUAUUUUUUUAUAUUCAAGGUUAAAUUGGUUUACUGCGCAAGUAAAUCGUAAACUGUAAUCUGACGAGUCGAGUCGCAUCUGUAAUACACGAUCACCCUGCCGCUCAAAGAAGAAUUACAAAGUGGAAUAAAGUAAGCGAAUGUGAAUAUCCUACAGGAGUGUGGCCUAGAAGUUACACUGCGUUUCUUGGCUGCUUACAGAUGGGCACUUGUAUGCUCGUAGCUGCCUUUGAGGGCUUACCCAAGCCGUCUUACUGAAUUAUGUCUAUGCAAUCAGUAGUGUUCUGUUUGUAACAUGUUCAUAAUAAAGUUUAUA
Sardina pilchardus (European sardine) is the source of this 3133-nucleotide messenger RNA. It is a transcript of the gene sertad3, whose product is annotated as SERTA domain containing 3. Gene Ontology annotation, molecular function: transcription regulator activity. The transcript is spliced from 2 exons. The record is from RefSeq and is a predicted model, not a curated record. Lineage: Eukaryota; Metazoa; Chordata; Actinopteri; Clupeiformes; Clupeidae. Bases 228 to 1097 code for a protein of 289 amino acids. Gene Ontology annotation, cellular component: nucleus.